UAGUAGUGUCCUGAAGUGCACUUUCUAAAAACAGCAACCAAUUGUUUUUUUAGUGUGCAACGAUAUAAAAAUGGAUAUGAAAUAAUAAAAAAUGUCAUUAUUAAUUCGAAAAAAGAUUCUUAAUGCCUCUAGAAAGUUGACACAACGCAAUGUAGAUGAUGUCAAGUACUUGUUAAAGGAUGACAUUGGUGAGGGUGUGUUGGAGAAUAUAAAGAAUGCUACAGAGCUUUUAGAAGCUCUUGAAAAACACGGAUAUUACAGCCCGCGUGAUUUAAAGGGUUUAUUGGAGUUAUUGGAGAGUAUAGGUAGAAAUGACAUUGUUGUUGACUUAAAUGGUGAGAGGAAUGAUAAACUUGAAAAGGGUCCGGACGCUCUCAAAAAAACUCUCAAAGAACACAAAACUGCUGGUGGGUAUGUUUCAAUUGUGGUGAUUGAUAUCAUUGCUAAUAGAAUUGCUGGAGAUUGGAAACGUGUAGCCCGAUUUUGUGAUACAGAAGAAUCAACUAUUGAUCAGAUUGAUUUAGAUUGUCGCACCAUAUAUGAAAAAGCUACAAAAAGUUUACACACUUACUUUAAACAACACCAACGUGAAGUGACAUGGUUAGAGCUAAAAGAAAUCCUCAAAAAAUUACCCAGAAACGAUAUCAUUAGAGAAGUCGAGAAAAAAUGUCCAGAGAUUAUCAUGACAAAACAAACCAGCCCUGAACCACAAGAAGAAUCUCUAUCUGUAAACCUUCCACCAGAACAACCAGUUGGUACUAACCCGCAACAAAAUUAUUUUCAAGACGGUCAGACUGAGAAAGAAAAGGAGCAUCUGGAUCCAAUAGCAUAUGCAGUUUCAGGAUCAAAUUUUGAACCAGCAUUGGUAAAACAAUUGGAAAAUACAAAAGUAUGAAAGACAGAAUGUUUAACGAAUAUAGCAAAAUGUACGUCAACCGAAAUAAUUAAACUACACUGCUACUUAUUUUUCAGUACAAAACCAAAAAUUCGCGAAACAAUUAUUUUGUUGUGAAUAACGAUAUAAUAUAAUCGUCUUCUUUUUUUAAGUAAUCAAUUUUGUAAUUAAUACCUUCGUGCUUCAAAAUUAGUUUGCGUUCGUGUGUGAAUGAUUUUUAUUCUUAAACAAUAUUUUCGGACAAAGUGAAAUCAUGUUUUAAGUUUUAAAUUCCACUGUGCGUCUUUUUACGUAGAAACAUCUUUUUAUUUUAUCUUAUCUCAUCAGAAAGUUUUUUCUGUUAUCUUGAUUAUUUUUAUCACUUUGUCAUUUUUAUCUUAUAAAUACGCUUUAUACGCUUUCUGUGCUAUAGAAAUUUUUUGUGACAAAGCGCUUUUUUUACACUAUGUUUCGUUUGCUUGCCAUAAUCUUCGUGUUCUUCUUUUCCCCUCCUCCGCAUAUUCUAUUUGACUUCAUUAUCGAAUGGACAGGGCUUGUCUCAUUAAGGAGGAGGAGGACGGGUACAUGUUUUUAGGUGAUAGUGAUGGUGGUUGUGGGAGGGGUGGAAAGGACUUUAUUCAGAGGUCUGCAAUAACUGGCUGAACUUUGUGCCGUUGUUUUCUUUAUCAUAGUUUAAAAAAGUGGUAAUUAUUUUUUUUUUGUUGCUCCUGAUUAUAAUCGACAUGGCUUGAAAUAAUAAUCCAGCAUGUCA
This is a messenger RNA of Hydractinia symbiolongicarpus, 1646 nucleotides long. RefSeq lists its product as uncharacterized. Bases 92 to 895 code for a protein of 267 amino acids. Gene Ontology annotation, biological process: regulation of apoptotic process; signal transduction. The transcript has 5 exons. The record is from RefSeq and is a predicted model, not a curated record. NCBI's taxonomy places the organism in Eukaryota, Metazoa, Cnidaria, Hydrozoa, Anthoathecata, Hydractiniidae. Gene Ontology annotation, molecular function: protein binding.